Molecule: messenger RNA, 1854 nt
Organism: Cyphellophora europaea CBS 101466
Lineage: Eukaryota; Fungi; Ascomycota; Eurotiomycetes; Chaetothyriales; Cyphellophoraceae
Exons: 3
Coding region: 1-1854 (617 amino acids)
Biological process (GO): carnitine metabolic process
Cellular component (GO): peroxisome; mitochondrion
Molecular function (GO): carnitine O-acetyltransferase activity
Source: RefSeq, a predicted model, not a curated record
AUGGCGCCUCCAAGCAAGAGGAAAGCUUCGACAACAACCCAGUUUUGGGUCACCGAGGAGUACCGUGAAGAUAACUCCAAGGGUCCCAUGCUCCGCUUUGAGGACUCUUUGCCCAAACUACCCGUACCUUCCCUCGAGGAGACCUCAAAGCGAUAUCUCAAGAGCUUACACCCUCUACUCAGCAAAGAGGAGUAUGCCGCAUCGAAACAAGCAGUCGAAGCCUUCGGCAAGCCCGGUUCAUUGGGAGAGCAACUCCAGCAGCGUCUAGUCGCUCGCGCAAAAGACCCUCAGCACAGGAAUUGGAUCAUUGAUUGGUGGAACGAGGCUGCCUACCUUGCUUACCGCGAUCCUGUCGUGCCCUACGUUUCCUACUUCUACUCCUUCCGUGAUGACCGUCGGCGGCGGAACCCAGCGAAGCGUGCGGCUGCGAUUACUACUGCCGCACUGGAGUUCAAGCGCCAGGUAGAUACCAAGACCCUCGAGCCCGAGUAUAUGCGCAAAGCACCGAUGGCCAUGAGCUCCUAUCAGUACAUGUUCAACUGCUCCCGCGUCGCAGCCAGCCCAGCCGAUUACCCCAUUCAAUACGGCCCAGAAGGCAACGAUCACAUUAUCGCCAUCCGCAAAAACCAGUUCUGGAAAAUCCCUACCCACGUUUCCGGCAAGCAACUCAACACCACAGAACUGGAGCUACAAUUCAGCCAUGUGUACAAGAACGCCGAUCAAGCAGCUGCUAUCGGCGCCCUCACUUCGUUCCCUCGCGACCAGGGUGUUCCUGCACGCGAGCAUUUGCUAUCUGCUUCUCCCCAGAAUGCUGCUUCCUUGAAAGACAUCGAAUCCGCCUCGUUCGUUGUCUGCCUCGACAACUCGAACCCUAUUACGCUUGAAGAGCGUGCGCACGCCUAUUGGCACGGUGACGGUGCCAACCGCUGGUACGACAAGCCGUUACAGUUUAUCAUCAACGACAACGGCACUGCCGGCUUCAUGGGUGAACACUCCAUGAUGGAUGGCACGCCUACGCACCGCCUCUGUGAUACGGUCAACGCACUCAUCGUCCAUAACAAGCUCGACUUCAACAACCCCUCCGUGCGCUCCUCUCUGCCGCCCCCGACUGUCGUCCGCUUCGAAACUUCUGCCGAAGUGAUCGACGAUGUUGCGAAUGCGCAGAAGGAAUUCGCCCAAACCAUCGCUGCACACGACCUGCGUGUCCAAGCUUACCAGGGUUACGGAAAAGGCCUGAUCAAAAAGUUUAAGUGUUCGCCUGAUGCCUACGUGCAGAUGGUCAUCCAGCUUGCAUAUCACAAGAUGUACGGUAAGAACCGUCCCACGUACGAGUCCGCCGCCACCCGCAAGUAUCAGCAAGGUCGUACGGAAACGACGAGAACGGUCUCGGACGAGAGUGUGGCAUUCUGCGACGCCAUGGCGAACCCCGAAAUAGAACGAGAAGAGUGCGAGAAGCUGUUCCGCGCCGCCGUGCAAGCCCAUGUCAAAUACACACAAGACGCCAGUGACGGCUACGGCGUCGACCGACAUUUAUUUGGCCUGAAGAAGUGCUUGAAGGACGGUGAGGAGGUCCCCGAAAUCUUCAAAGACCCUGCCUACUCUUACAGCCAGACCUGGUACGUCAGCUCGAGCCAGUUGUCCUCCGAGUACUUCAACGGCUAUGGCUGGAGUCAGGUCAUCGAUGGUGGGUGGGGCAUCGCCUAUAUGAUCAAUGAGAACAGCCUCCAAUUCAACGUCGUCAGCAAACAACUAGGCUGCGAACGUAUGAGCUUCUUCUUAAACGAGGCUGCCGGCGACGUGCGGGACAUGUUGAUGCCGACACUGCUGAGCCAGCCGGAGAAGGCCAAGCUGUAA